Messenger RNA from Triticum turgidum subsp. durum (durum wheat), 876 nucleotides. The record is from the annotation of a GenBank genome assembly. NCBI's taxonomy places the organism in Eukaryota, Viridiplantae, Streptophyta, Magnoliopsida, Poales, Poaceae.
AUGGUUGUGGCGGAGGCCGGCGAUGAGAUGAGCCUGUCGAACAUGGUGCUGGGGUUCUACGAGGAGGCCGACCGGGAGCGGCGGCCCGAGGACGAAACCACCGUCGGCGACGGCGGCUGCAGCGACGACGAGAGGGCCGGCGGCGGCGCCGCCGCCGAGAGCAGCGCGUUCUGGGCGGAGCAGCUCUCCCAUUUGCAUGAGGUGCUGGGCAAGACGAGCUCGGCGGAGAGCCGGAUCCGGGCGGACGCGGAGGAGGCCGUCAGGCAUGCGCGGUCCGGCACCGCCACCGCGGCAGCUGGCGUCUGCUCCUCCUGCGCGACCCGCGCGACGGCCGGCGGUGGGUGCCGGGGCUGCACGCUCCGGUCCGUCGCGGCGCGGCUGCGCGACGCCGGGUACGACAGCGCCGUGUGCCGGUCCAGGUGGGCGCGCUCGGCGGAGUUCCCCGCGGGGGAGCACAGCUACGUGGACGUGGUGGUGCCGACGAGGAGCGGCAGGGCGGUGCGGGUGGUGGUGGAGCCCAGCUUCCGGGCCGAGUUCGCCAUGGCGCGCGGCGGCGCUGGGUACGGCGCGCUGGUGGCCGCGCUCCCGGAGGCGUUCGUGGGCAGGGCGGAGAAGCUGCGCGCCGUGGUCGAGGCCAUGUGCGCCGCCGCGAAGCGGUGCGCGCGGGAGAGCAGCCUGCACAUGGCGCCCUGGAGGAAGCGCCGGUACAUGGAGGCCAAGUGGCUCGGCACGCCGGACCGCCUCUUGGCAACCACCGGCGCCGGCGCGGGUGCCCCCGUGGCGCUCGGGUCCCCGGAGAGCGAGAAGCAGCGCAGGUUCAGGGCCUCCAUGCUGACGCUCGACUUCGGCGGCCGGACCGCCGUGGAGGUCGCGUGA